Messenger RNA from Cimex lectularius (bed bug), 620 nucleotides. Its product is annotated as natterin-4-like. NCBI's taxonomy places the organism in Eukaryota, Metazoa, Arthropoda, Insecta, Hemiptera, Cimicidae. The transcript has 4 exons. The record is from RefSeq and is a predicted model, not a curated record. The coding region runs from base 101 to 571 and encodes 156 amino acids.
GCCUGUUUCACUAUCUCAGUCGCGUCCCCACCCCCGUCAAACUCAGAACUACAUAACAAGUGUCGGUUCCCAGUUAAGUGUUAACACCGCUUCGGGAGACAUGGCAGGCUACGGUUGGAUUCCCCCUUCUUCCUGUAUGGGCACAUUCCAGUGGGUGCCGUGCUAUGCUGGAGCUGUACCACCGGCGGCCGUCCAUGCGGGGAUGGACAGGGACGGUGGACACUUAUUCGUCGGAAGGGCGUUCCAUGCUGGUGACCUCCUUCCUGCCAAAGUAGCUCCUAAUCAUGGCACAGCCUUCGUUUCCUAUGGCGGCAGUGAAAUUUCCAAAUCUGACUAUGAAGUGCUGUGCAGCUCGCACACAGCUUGGAAGUAUGCCAGGGGAGGCGAAGUGCCACCAGAAGCAAUAAGGAUAGGUCAGACGAGUGACGGAGAAGGGCUUUUCAUGGGGCGUACCAUGCUGGAUGGGACUCUCACCCCCGGAAAAGUGCAUCCGAGUCAUGGGUGUUUGUACGUUCCUUUUGACGGUGAAGAGAGAAGAUUCGAUGAGUAUGAAAUUCUGGUCCUUUCAUAAAUAAAAAAUGUUGUAAGCAUAUGAGCGCUUAGUAAAGAAUAUUUUUUAA